AUGAUGAUGAUGAUAGAAGAGCAGCAGCAGCAGCAGCAAACAGCGACAAAACAAAUGCAGCAGAAACAGCAGCAACAACAACCGAAACAAAACAACAACAAGCACCACCAUCAUCAUCAGCAGCAGCAGCAGCAGCAGCAGCAGCAACAGCAACAGCAGCAGCAGCAGCAGCAGCAGCAGCAGCACAUACCUGCCGACAGAGUGCGAUAUAGAGUGUCUCAACAGCAGCAGCCCAAGGAGCAGCAAGAACCCUCCUUUCUUCCCGCUGCUGCUGCAGCAGCUGAACCCUCUUUGCUGCUGCAGCACAGCUGCUGA
Messenger RNA from Eimeria mitis, 315 nucleotides. RefSeq lists its product as uncharacterized. The transcript has a single exon. The record is from RefSeq and is a predicted model, not a curated record. NCBI's taxonomy places the organism in Eukaryota, Apicomplexa, Conoidasida, Eucoccidiorida, Eimeriidae. The coding region runs from base 1 to 315 and encodes 104 amino acids.